GCCACUCCACACCAGCAAGACCUAGGAACAACAAUGAGCCUCCCCUUCAUACAACAAAUUUCCUAAUAACACUGCUUAUAUCUGAUUCUAACAUAUGGCUGCUUUUCUAAAGACCCACACUUAAUAUGCACUGUGACCGAAAAAGUGGACUUACUUUAUGCUGAUUUGAAUUUUUGAAUACAGAGGGAUUAUAUCUUUAAGAGAAUUCCAAGGGGUGAGCGCUAAGAAGUAAGACUGUAAGGUGGAACUUUUGGAGACAACAGGCAUAAGGACUAAGAAAUAAAUGCUUCCAAGUGGCACCACAAUGGAGGAAGGAACUCAGAAGAAAAAAAAGAAGCCGCUAGUGCCACCUUCUCCACGCCCCCCUCGUUCACUUUUCUGCCUUGGACUGCAAAACCCAUUCAGGAAAAGCUGCAUAAAUAUUGUUGAAUGGAAACCAUUUGAGAUGAUCAUUCUGUUGACCAUAUUUGCUAACUGCAUCGCACUAGCCAUCUACCUGCCCAUGCCAGAGGAUGACACCAACUCAGUUAACACAAUCCUGGAAAAGAUUGAAUAUAUCUUCCUUUUUAUAUUCACCAUUGAAGCAGCUCUAAAGAUAGUAGCAUAUGGGUUUAUUCUACAUUCUGAUGCAUACCUACGCAAUUGCUGGAAUAUCUUGGACUUCACCAUUGUCUCUGUUGGACUUUUCACAAUUGUCCUGGAACAAAUCAAUAAGGUUCAGGGUGUAACAGCACCAGGAGGAACUGGCUUUAAUGUUAAAGCCCUGAGAGCUUUCCGUGUUCUUAGGCCUCUUCGUUUGGUGUCUGGAGUGCCAAGUCUUCAAGUAGUGCUGAAUUCUAUAAUUAAAGCAAUGGUUCCAUUACUCCACAUUGCUUUGCUCGUCCUUUUCAUGAUCAUAAUAUAUGCUAUUGUUGGAAAAGAACUUUUCUCUGGGAAGAUGCACAAAACUUGUUAUUACAAAGCAACAGAUGUAAUUGCCACAGUUGAGAAACCCUCCCCAUGCAGCACAACAGGUCAGGGUCGCCAGUGCGCAAUAAAUGGGAGUGAAUGCAGAGGCUGGUGGCCAGGACCUAACAAUGGCAUUACACACUUUGACAAUUUCGGUUUUGCCAUGCUGACUGUAUAUCAGUGCAUCACCAUGGAGGGAUGGACAGAGGUGCUCUACUGGGUCAAUGAUGCUAUUGGCAAUGAAUGGCCCUGGAUUUACUUUGUAAGUCUUAUCCUACUUGGAUCGUUCUUCGUACUCAAUCUAGUUUUGGGUGUCCUGAGCGGAGAGUUCACCAAGGAGCGUGAAAAAGCAAAAUCACGGGGUGCUUUCCAGAAGUUGAGAGAACAACAGGCAAUGGAUGAGGAUCUGCGGGGUUAUUUGGACUGGAUCACACAUGCUGAAGUCAUGGACCCAGACAUGGAACAAGGAGAUGGAUUUUCACAAUUAGAAGAAGGUUGCUCAGAGACAGAAAGUCUCUAUGAAUUGGAGGGAAUAAACAAGUUUAUAAGCUUCUUGAAACAGUGGCGUCAUUGGCACCGGCUCCUGCGCAGGAAGUGUCGUGAUCUUGUAAAAUCCAGAUUUUUCUAUUGGUUUGUUAUCCUUAUCAUUCUAUUUAACACCAUUACCAUAGCAACAGAGCAUCAUAACCAGCCAGAAUGGCUGACUAAAGCCCAAGAUAUCGCAAAUCAAGUACUUUUGGCAAUGUUCACUUUAGAAAUGGUACUGAAGAUAUAUGCAUUGGGCUUCCAGUCAUAUUUUAUGUCACUAUUUAAUCGGUUUGACUGCUUUGUGGUAUGUACUGGUAUUCUAGAGAUUUUGCUGGUCUCCAGCAACAUUAUGUCUCCUCUUGGAAUAUCAGUCCUCCGUUGUAUUCGAUUACUGAGGAUCUUCAAGAUCACACGGUACUGGACAUCCUUAAAUAAUCUGGUGGCUUCUCUUCUCAACUCUGUUCGUUCUAUUGCUUCUCUCCUCCUUCUGCUUUUCCUCUUCAUGAUCAUCUUUGCUCUGCUUGGAAUGCAGAUGUUUGGUGGCAAGUUUGACUUUGAGGAUACAGAGAUUCGCAGGAGUACAUUUGAUAACUUUCCACAGUCGCUGAUCACUGUCUUCCAGAUAUUGACUGGGGAGGACUGGAACUCUGUCAUGUAUAAUGGAAUAAUGGCCUAUGGUGGUCCUACUUUCCCUGGAAUGUUUGUCUGCAUCUAUUUCAUUAUCUUGUUCGUUUGUGGGAAUUAUAUUUUGCUGAAUGUGUUUCUUGCUAUUGCAGUUGAUAAUUUAGCAGAGGCAGAGAAUCUCACAUCCGCUCAAAAAGCGAAGGCUGAGGAACGCAAGAGGAAAAAGUUAGCUCGUGCUCAUCCUGACAAAUCAGAAGAAGAAAAGUUGUUACUGGCAAAGAAACUAGAAAUGAAAGCAAAAGGUGAAGGUAUACCCACUACAGCCAAGCUAAAGAUAGAUGAAUUUGAGUCUAAUGUUAAUGAAAUAAAGGAUCCAUAUCCAUCUGCAGACUUCCCAGGUGAUGAUGAAGAAGAGGAACCAGAAAUUCCUAUCAGUCCUCGACCACGGCCCUUGGCAGAGCUUCAACUGAAAGAGAAGGCAGUGCCCAUGCCUGAUGCUAGUUCUUUUUUUAUCUUUGGCCCCACUAACAAGUUCCGGGUUCUUUGUCACCGCAUUGUUAAUGCCACGACUUUUACAAAUUUUAUCCUGCUGUUCAUUCUGCUUAGCAGCAUCUCCUUGGCUGCUGAGGAUCCAAUUGAGCCAGAGUCAUUUCGCAAUCAGAUCCUUGCUUAUUUUGAUUAUGUUUUCACUGCCAUUUUUACAACUGAAAUUGCUUUGAAGAUGACUACAUAUGGUGCAUUUCUUCAUAAAGGCUCAUUCUGCAGAAAUUAUUUUAACAUUCUUGAUCUUCUGGUAGUUGCCGUUUCUCUUGUCUCUUUUGGUAUCCAAUCAAGUGCUAUCUCUGUAGUGAAAAUUCUGAGGGUUCUCAGAGUUUUGCGCCCUCUCAGAGCAAUAAACCGUGCCAAGGGUCUAAAGCAUGUGGUUCAGUGUGUUUUUGUAGCUAUAAAAACCAUUGGAAACAUUGUUCUUGUGACCACCCUUCUACAGUUCAUGUUCUCUUGUAUUGGAGUGCAACUAUUUAAGGGCAAGUUUUACAGCUGCACAGACACCACCAAAAUGACAGAGGAAGAAUGCAGGGGGUAUUUUAUUGUGGCAAAGGAUGGGGACUCAACUCAAAUUCAGCUAAGAGAGAGAAUUUGGACUCACAGUGACUUCCACUUUGAUAAUGUCCUCUCUGGCAUGAUGUCUCUCUUUACAAUCUCUACCUUUGAGGGCUGGCCUCAGUUGCUGUAUAGAGCAAUAGAUUCACAUUCGGAGGAUAUGGGGCCUAUCUACAAUUAUCGCAUUGAGAUUGCCGUCUUCUUCAUUAUCUACAUAAUCCUUAUAGCUUUUUUUAUGAUGAACAUCUUUGUGGGGUUUGUUAUUGUCACUUUCCAGGAACAGGGGGAGCAAGAGUACAAAAACUGUGAGCUUGACAAGAACCAGAGGCAAUGUGUACAGUAUGCUUUAAAGGCACGUCCUCUACGACGAUACAUACCAAAGAAUCAACACCAGUAUAAGAUCUGGUACCUUGUUACCUCCUCAUACUUUGAAUAUCUGAUGUUUGCACUUAUCAUGCUGAAUACAAUCAGUCUUGGAAUGCAGCACUAUGGGCAGACAGCAGAGUUCAGUCACCUGUCUGAUAUCCUUAACGUGGCAUUCACUGGAAUCUUCACUGUGGAAAUGGUACUUAAAUUGGCAGCAUUUAAAGCCAAAGGGUACUUUGGAGAUCCAUGGAAUGUUUUUGAUUUUUUGAUUGUUAUUGGGAGUAUAAUUGAUGUCAUCCUCAGUGAGAUAGAUACACCAGAACCAGUAGUAACUCCAGGCUCUGAAGAUACUUCUCGAAUUUCCAUCACAUUUUUUAGGUUGUUUCGUGUAAUGCGCCUUGUGAAGCUUCUAAGCCGUGGAGAGGGAGUCAGAACUCUACUCUGGACUUUUAUUAAAUCCUUUCAGGCACUUCCAUAUGUGGCACUGCUCAUAGUAAUGCUAUUUUUUAUCUACGCUGUCAUUGGAAUGCAGGUUUUUGGUAAAAUUGCCAUGGUUGAUGGAACGCAAAUAAAUCGCAACAACAACUUUCAGACUUUCCCUCAGGCUGUACUAGUGCUCUUUAGGUGUGCAACUGGGGAGGCCUGGCAGGAAAUUCUUCUGGCCUGUUCUUAUGGAAAGCUGUGUGAUCCAAAGUCUGAUUUCCUGCCUGGUGAGGAAUACACAUGUGGGACCAGCUUUGCAUACUUCUAUUUCAUUAGUUUCUACAUGCUUUGUGCUUUCUUGAUCAUCAACCUCUUUGUCGCUGUGAUCAUGGAUAAUUUUGACUACCUGACCCGUGAUUGGUCUAUUCUGGGGCCACACCAUUUGGAUGAGUUUAAAAGGAUCUGGGCAGAGUAUGACCCUGAAGCCAAGGGGCGAAUCAAGCACCUUGAUGUAGUUACACUCCUUCGACGAAUUCAACCUCCUCUUGGUUUUGGAAAGUUCUGUCCUCAUCGUGUAGCUUGUAAGAGAUUGGUCAGUAUGAAUAUGCCUUUAAACAGUGAUGGGACAGUAACCUUCAAUGCUACUUUGUUUUCCCUUGUGAGAACAGCUUUAAAAAUCAAGACUGAAGGUAAUUUUGAACAAAGCAAUGAAGAGUUGAGAAUGAUAAUUAAGAAAAUUUGGAAAAGGACGAGCAUGAAAUUGCUAGACCAGGUUAUACCACCAAUUGGAGAUGAUGAGGUGACAGUGGGAAAGUUUUAUGCAAUUUUCCUCAUCCAAGAACAUUUUAGGAAGUUUAAAAAACGUCAAGAAGAGUAUUAUGGUUACCGGCCAAAGAAAAAUAAUGUGGAAAUCCAGGCUGGGUUGCGUACUGUGGAAGAGGAGGUGGAGCCAGAAAUGCAACGAGCCAUCUCUGGUGACUUAACAGCUGAAGAGGAGCUGGAGAGAGCCAUGGUAGAAGCGGCAAUUGAGGAAGGCAUAUAUCGGAGGACAGGAGGACUUUUUGGCCAAGAAGAAAAUUUCCCAGAACCUGUAAGCCCUGUUCACACUACUAUCACAAGUCAGCGGCCAUUGCGUUUUUCUGAAGCUGGAAGUGAGGAUCUAGAGUCCCCCGUUUUUCUUCCAGACCCUGUGUUUUUUCCACCCCCACGGCGAAACCGCAAUACCAACAACAGUACAUUAUCAAGGGGACUGGGAGAGAGGCUCACUACUCCAGAAGAAGACCUGAAGCAAAACAUUUCAGAACAAUGGGAUGCCUCUACUAAUGCAAGCCAAGAGGACCUAAGUGAUCACUUCUCCUUGUGAGUGAGAAAGAAGAUGCUUGAAUAUGCUAAAACACAAGAUCAAAUGAUUAUUUGGAUGUCAGGCCAACUAUUGAUUCUCAGGUAUUAGCAACUCAGGAGAUUAUCAUGAGCACAGAUGAGAAUAGUGGAAGAAUCAUAUAUAAAACUAAAUGAAUUAGCCAUAAUUGAUAUGGAUGGCUAUUUAACCUUGUGAUCACCUGCUUUAUUCUGCUCAAGAUCCAAUAUUGAACAUUUUGCACCCAUAAAACAUAUGGAUCAUUGUUGUUAGAAGGUAAAAGCAGAAUUUGCCCAUAAAAUGAAUCUCUCAAUAAAGUAUUUUCUGUUAAGAUA
Messenger RNA from Xenopus tropicalis (tropical clawed frog), 5682 nucleotides. It is a transcript of the gene cacna1s, whose product is annotated as calcium channel, voltage-dependent, L type, alpha 1S subunit. The record is from RefSeq and is a predicted model, not a curated record. Gene Ontology annotation, biological process: regulation of membrane potential; regulation of heart contraction; sodium ion transmembrane transport. The transcript has 42 exons. Gene Ontology annotation, cellular component: membrane; plasma membrane protein complex; sarcolemma. Bases 284 to 5353 code for a protein of 1689 amino acids. NCBI's taxonomy places the organism in Eukaryota, Metazoa, Chordata, Amphibia, Anura, Pipidae. Gene Ontology annotation, molecular function: monoatomic ion channel activity; voltage-gated calcium channel activity.